Molecule: messenger RNA, 915 nt
Organism: Lathyrus sativus (Indian pea)
Lineage: Eukaryota; Viridiplantae; Streptophyta; Magnoliopsida; Fabales; Fabaceae
Source: the annotation of a GenBank genome assembly
AUGAUUUUGUUGGGAGAUUCUUGUUAUUUCACUCUCACCAAACCUCGUUUUCUCCGACCCAACACCGAUUCAGUUUCCAAUGUCCACAAAACAAGAAUAACCAAAAGGGUGCAAUGUUUGCGAAAGUGUGAACUCAUAGAUUUCCAUCAAGAAUUGAUUCCUUACGAAGUGGCAUGGUCUUUACAGAAACACAUUGUCAAAGAAAAGAAAUCACAGAUUCACACCGAAGGAGAUUGCGACGAUACUCUCAUUGUUUUGCAACACCCUUCUGUUUUUACAUUGGGUACUGCUAGUUCUGACAAUAACCUCAAUUUCGACAUUAAAAAUCCUCCCUUUCAUGUUCAUCGUACAGAACGUGGUGGAGAAGUUACAUACCAUGGUCCUGGUCAGCUAGUGAUGUAUCCGAUUAUCAACCUUAGAAAACAUAAGAUGGAUCUUCAUUGGUAUCUCAGAAAACUUGAAGAGGUUGUUAUUGGUGUUCUGUCUUCAACCUUUUCGAUUCGUGCUUCUCGGGUUGAAGGCUUAACCGGUGUUUGGGUUGGAAAUGAGAAAGUGGCAGCUAUGGGUAUAAGAGUGGCUCAAUGGGUAACCUACCAUGGCUUAGCACUCAAUGUCACGACGGAUUUGAGUCCCUUUAAAUGGAUCGUCCCGUGUGGAAUCCGCGAUCGUCAAGUUGGGAGUAUCAAAGGGUUGCUGAGAGAAGCUCGGUCAUCGUGUAAUGAUCAUGGAACAUCUGAUUUGCAUGGUUUGGAUGAUGACAGUCUUAUUCAUAUUACUCAUAAGUCCUUAAUUGAAGAGUUCUCAAAAGUGUUUCAGCUUGAGUAUCAUUAUAAAACUAUUUCUGUACCCAUGUUGUGUGGAAGUGAAGGAAAGGAAAUUGCAUACCAAAGAAACAGCAAACUUGAAUUUUUGUAA